This is a messenger RNA of Epinephelus lanceolatus (giant grouper), 2503 nucleotides long. Its product is annotated as apolipoprotein L3-like. Gene Ontology annotation, molecular function: lipid binding. Lineage: Eukaryota; Metazoa; Chordata; Actinopteri; Perciformes; Serranidae. Gene Ontology annotation, biological process: lipid transport; lipoprotein metabolic process. The record is from RefSeq and is a predicted model, not a curated record. Gene Ontology annotation, cellular component: membrane; extracellular region.
CCAAAAGGUCAAAGGUCAGAUUCACUGUGACAUCGUAAUAUUCAGCCAAAACAUUUUUCUGGCCGUUAUUUAACGUUGUAACUCUGGAACAGAAGAGGAGACAUUUGGUCAGAUACUGAAUUGGUGACACUAAUCUCGGGUGCUCACCUUAAAACCGUGAUGAUUGUAUUGAUCAUCUUUGCUGCCGGGUUGAAGGUGUGUGUGAAGCAUCCAUAGUUUAAUGAUUGUCUACUGUCAUGGCUGUUUAUGAGACUGGACAGACAUGGAUGUAAGCCCUAACUGCAUCUUGACUGGUUUCUAGAGGCAUACGACAGUGACACUUUAAUCUAGGUUUUAGUAUUGAGCAGAAAUUUAAACACGUCAUAUUUUUUCAAAAUCGAGAAUCACAGGUUGACUGUUAUUUUCAUUCAGGGUGUAACAGCAAUACAUCUUCAUGCACAAAAUGGAUGAAUUUAUAUAAGUGUAGCCAUGAUCAGAGCUCACAGGAUUCUAGAGAAACGUGCUCAACUCAAAUCAACACCAUAAACACUCAGUUCUGUACGUUAAGACAGGAUUAAGUUUUAAGUUAAAAAAUGAUUCCGUUAACCCUCACUGCUGGUUGGUGUUGCAAAAAGUCAUCUCCCACUAAGAGAUGAGCACAUUCACUGUGUGGCUAUGCGUGUCAUGUCGCAGUCAGCUGUGUAAUCUGAUGGACAUGUAUUUGACUUUGAAGAUUUUGUUCAUUCCAGCAGCAGCAGAAUCCUUAACGGGUGUUUAAACCUUACAACAACAAUGCACAUGGUUGAAUAGCAAUGAAUGAACCAGUUCAGUCCUAAGAUGCUUAUCGUGUUCAGGUCUAACCUGUUAAGACUUUGGGAUCUGCAUUUAUAAGUUGAUGGUGAAAAUGACAGUGAGGGCAGUAAGUGCAGAACGACUCGGAUACAACGGAGAAAGUUACACAAUGCCAAAGCCAAAACCAGUUCCUUUGCCAAGGACACAGUUUUUCCCUUCAAACAAAACUGAGAACGACGAGCUGCCAAAAUGUAGCUCCGCUCCUCAGUCUCCCACGACAUCUUCACAGGAAGGUUUGGUCUGCCAAACUCCUCCACCAGUGUCACCAAAGAGGUGGACUGUCAAAAGGAGUUCAGGAGGAUAUGACUCUGUAAAUGGCACUCUGGAAAUAGUAAAGGUGGCUGCUGAACCACCAAGAUAUGCAAACUGUAAACCACAACCUCCUCUGCUGCCUCGGAAAUCUCCAAAAGAACAGCCUGAGGCUGCAUACAAAAUUCUGGAAGUUAACUCUUUGUCGGACCGGCAGAACGAACCGAUACCCUGGAAUUCUCUGUGCAAAGACCUUAAACUAAGAGGGGAGACAGAAACAAAGAUCAUCCAAGUUAAAGCCGAAAAUCUCUACAAGGCUAUCCAGCAUUACAUCUUCCUGCUGUCUGAACAUGGUGACAAACUAAAGGAACACACUGCUGAGCUGCUCUGCAUUGCUGACAACUUGGACAAGGUUUCAAAGGGGACCAAGAUUGCUGGCAUCACAGGAGGGGCCACAACUGCAGCGGGAGGUGUGGCAGCAGUUGCUGGGGUGAUUCUGUCUCCAUUCACAAUGGGAGCCUCACUGGCUCUAACUGCAGUCGGGGUUGGUGCGGCUGUGGCUGGCGGCGUCACCGGUGCAUCAGCAGCCAUCGCCAAUAAGGCAAAAGUCGAUCAGGGUAAGAAGAUAGUAGAGAAGACCUUCCAGGAGUACAAGCACCUCAUGAUGAUUAUUCAGGAUUCCUUGAAGUUCAUUAACGAGGGCAUGGAGCAGCUGAAGCAGCAUGAUCUGUCUGUUCUGAGUGAGGCCAGGAGGGGCUCAGUGAAAGUAGCCAAGAUUGUACAACUGGCCACGACAGGAGGAGCAAGUGCCAGGGCCAUAGAGGCUAACAGCAAGGCCUCUGGGCUGAUGGAAGGCUUUGCCCUCGGCAUUGAUCUCUACUUAUCCCAAGGAAAGAACAGUCAGAAGCAAAAGAAGGGCCUUAAGUCGGCACUUGCAAAGAAAAUCCGUACGCUAGCAGUGGAGCUCAAUAAGGGUUUGGAUGAGCUCAUGGACCUGUUCAGUGAGCAUUGUUCGGAGGAGUGAAGCGUUUCCAAAUUUUAUAAUUGAUACUUGAAAAAAAGAGGGAAUACAGUGCCUGGCAUCUAUUUAGCCAACUUCAAAGGUCAGAAUUUUAGAUGCUUCUCUGAUAUUUCUUUUUGUUUUGCUUUUAAUGUUAUAUCUGGACACAAUAUAUAAUUAUCUCUAUCUAUCUAUCUCUAUCCAUUUAAUUUGCAUUUUGUUUUAUAUGUUAAAUUUCCAGCUGAGUUUUUUUAAAUAGACUUUAAAGUGCCUUUGUGUAGGAAAUGUGCCACACAACUACACUUGCUUUACUUUGUUUUUACCUCUCCUGCUUUAAAUAUUUGGUAUUAUUGGUAUGUCACUUUGAAUGAUUGUUCUCUGAUAUAAAAAUUCAAACUGAUUUAAAGUAAAUGGUAGUCCUAU